This is a messenger RNA of Aspergillus mulundensis, 831 nucleotides long. Its product is annotated as Protein kinase-like. Gene Ontology annotation, biological process: mitotic DNA damage checkpoint signaling; protein phosphorylation. The coding region runs from base 1 to 831 and encodes 276 amino acids. Lineage: Eukaryota; Fungi; Ascomycota; Eurotiomycetes; Eurotiales; Aspergillaceae. Gene Ontology annotation, molecular function: ATP binding; protein serine/threonine kinase activity. The transcript has a single exon. Gene Ontology annotation, cellular component: nucleus. The record is from RefSeq and is a predicted model, not a curated record.
AUGACUUCCAGCCCGGGGAACGACGCCGGCAAUGACAAAAACACGCCACUGAUAAAAUCACUUCAAGACCUGACUAUAAUCGAGGCGAUGGACUCGGAAGGAAAGCUGAAAUCCACCACCUUCUACCACGUCACCGAAGAAGAGGAAGUUUACUACGGACAAACCCCGAAGAACAAGAACAAGCGGGAGACAACCAUCGCAGAGUACAACGCGGCCUUGCAGCGCGUCCCAGAUGAAGACAUCUACCCAAGGGUUCCGGAAGACAUACAAUUGACGAUUGCCCCGGAAACGCUGGAUGCUUCCACAGUCUACGUAAAACGACCGGGCCUGCAGUGGUACGACGAUAUGAUCGGCACCGACUUCCUCCCCAAGACGGUGCUCGAUGAGACGGUGGUCAUGGAAAAGAUCUCGCAAUCGCCCCACCCAAAUAUCAUCCAAUACUACGGCUGCCGCGUGAAACGCGGGUACAUCACCUCCAUUGUUCUCGAGAGGCUUGACCAGACUCUACACGACUAUGUCUCGACGCCUGAAUUCCAGGACCUUGACACAGACAAGUUCUGCAGGUCUAUGAGGUCGGCCGUGGAGUACCUGCAUUCAUUGGGAUUGGCGCAUAACGACAUCAACCCGUAUAAUAUCAUGUUGAAGAAAGAGAGUCGGGAGCCGGUGUUGAUAGACUUUGACUCGUGUCAGCCGGUUGGGGAGCGGUUGCAGUCAUUGGGCACGGAGGGGUGGUAUGAGAAGCAGUUCUUCACUUCGGAGAAGGAUCAUGAUGUAUAUGCUCUUAAGAAGCUUGGGGAGUGGCUCGGGGAACAGAAUACAGGUGCUAAGUAG